Messenger RNA from Eubalaena glacialis (North Atlantic right whale), 2619 nucleotides. RefSeq names its product RAS protein activator like 1 (gene RASAL1). The record is from RefSeq and is a predicted model, not a curated record. Gene Ontology annotation, molecular function: GTPase activator activity. Gene Ontology annotation, biological process: intracellular signal transduction; cellular response to calcium ion; regulation of GTPase activity. The transcript is spliced from 20 exons. The coding region runs from base 121 to 2619 and encodes 832 amino acids. NCBI's taxonomy places the organism in Eukaryota, Metazoa, Chordata, Mammalia, Artiodactyla, Balaenidae.
GCUGGGAUCCCGGGACAGGGUGCCAGGCUCGCUGUUGGUGACAUGUAGACGCCCUCCCCGCCGCGGUACAGCCUCGGAACCUGGACGCUCUCCUGGCCGGAAAGUUUGGGGCUGGGCGCCAUGGCCAAGAGCAGCUCCCUGAACGUCCGCGUCGUGGAGGGCCGGGCGCUGCCCGCCAAGGACGUGUCUGGGAGCAGUGACCCCUACUGCAUAGUGAAAGUGGACGACGAAGUGGUGGCCAGGACAGCCACCAUCUGGCGAAGCCUGAGCCCCUUCUGGGGGGAGGAGUACACAGUGCACCUGCCCCUGGAUUUCCACCAGCUGGCCUUCUAUGUGCUGGACGAGGAUACCGUGGGGCACGACGACAUCAUAGGCAAGAUCUCACUGAGCAGGGAGGCCAUUGCAGCUGACCCCAGAGGAAUUGAUAGCUGGAUCAACCUGAGCCAUGUGGACCCUGAUGCAGAGGUGCAGGGUGAGAUCUGCCUGGCCGUGCAGAUGCUGGAGGAUGUGAGGGGCCGUUGUCUUCGCUGUCACGUGCUCCAGGCCAGGGACCUGGCCCCCCGAGACAUCUCCGGCACAUCUGACCCAUUUGCACGUGUGUUUUGGGGCAGCCAGAGCUUGGAGACUUCGACCAUCAAGAAGACUCGCUUCCCACACUGGGAUGAGGUGCUGGAGCUGUGGGAGAUGCCAGGUUCCCCAUCCCCCCUGCGGGUGGAGCUCUGGGACUGGGACAUGGUUGGCAAGAAUGACUUCUUGGGCAUGGUGGAGUUCCCCCCGCAGGUCCUACAGCAGAACCCGCCCAAUGGCUGGUUCCACCUCCUGCCCUUUCCCAGAGCGGAGGAGGAUUCUGGGGGGAGCCUGGGUGCCCUGCGGCUGAAGGUGCGCCUGACCGAGGACCGCAUCCUGCCCUCCCAGUACUACCAGCCACUCAGGGAGUUGCUCAUGGAGUCUGUGCUGGGGCCGGCAGAGGAAGAUGCUGCCAGCCCCCUGGCUGUCCUGGAGGAGCUGACCUCGGGGGACUGCCGCCAGGAGCUUGCCACCAAGCUGGUGAAGCUCUUUCUUGGCCAGGGCCUGGCUGGGCCCUUUCUGGACUAUCUCACCCGGCGUGAGGUGGCACGGACCACUGACCCCAACACCCUCUUCCGUUCUAACUCCCUGGCAUCCAAGUCAAUGGAACAGUUUCUGAAGCUCGUGGGCAUGCCCUACCUGCACGAGGUCCUGAGGCCGGUGAUUAACCGCGUCUUCGAGGAGAAGAAGUACAUGGAGCUGGACCCGUGCAAGGUGGACCUGGGCCGCACCAGGAGAAUCUCCUUCAAGGGUGCGCCCUCCGAGGAGCACGUGCGGGAGGUCAGCCUGGGGCUGCUGACGGGCUACCUGGGGCCCAUCAUGAAUGCCAUUGUGGGCUCCGUGGGGCGCUGCCCGCCCGCCAUCCGCCUCGCCUUCAAGCAGCUGCGCCAGUGCGUGGAGGAGCGCUUUCCCCAGGCAGAGCACGAGGAUGUGAAGAACCUGGCCAUAAGUGGUUUUCUCUUCCUGCGAUUCUUCGCUCCUGCCAUCCUCACCCCGAAGCUGUUUGACCUCCGGGACCAGCAUGCAGAUCCCCAGACCAGCCGCUCACUGCUGCUGCUUGCCAAGGCUGUGCAGAGCAUUGGAAACCUGGGCCAGCAGCUGGGCCAGGGCAAGGAGCUGUGGAUGGCCCCCCUACACCCCUUCCUGCUGCAGAGUAUUUCGCGUGUGAGAGACUUCCUGGACCAGCUGGUGGAUGUGGAUGGGAAGGAGGAGCCUGGGGGCCCAGUCAGGGCCCUGGUCCCGCCCUCGGUGACCGUUCGAGAAGGCUACCUGCUCAAGCGCAAGGAAGAGCCCUCCGGCCUGGCCACACGCUUUGCGUUCAAGAAGCGCUACUUCCGGCUCAGCGGGGAGAUGCUCUCCUACUCCAGGAAUCCUGAGUGGCAGACGCGCUCCUCCAUCCCGGUGUCGCACAUCCGCGCCGUGGAGCGCGUGGACGAGGGCGCCUUCCAGCUGCCGCACGUGAUGCAGGUGGUGACGCAGGACGGCGCGGGAGCGCUGCACACCACCUACCUCCAGUGCAAGAACGUGAACGAGCUCAACCAGUGGCUAUCGGCCCUGCGCAAGGCCAGCGCCCCCAAUCCGGACAAGCUGGCCGCCUGCCACCCCGGUGCGUUCCGCAGCGCGCACUGGACCUGCUGCCUCCAGGCCGAGCGCUCAGCUGCCGGUUGCAGCCGCACGCACUCAGCCGUCACCCUGGGCGACUGGAGUGACCCGCUGGAUCCCGAUGCUGAGACCCAAAUGGUGUAUCGGCAGUUGCUUCUAGGGCGGGACCGGCUCAGGACUCCAGAGACACAGGGCACAGAGCUUGGAUGUGUCCCUCCACCUUGCUGGCUGGCCUCAGGAUCACUGUCAUUCAGCGACGGAGAUUUGUUCCAACUCAUAGUGUGGGUUCUGAAGCUGGCUUGCCUGGGUUCAAAUCCUGGACUGGCUACUCACUGGCUGUGUGAUCUUGGGCGAGUUGCUUACCUUCUCUACCUCAGUUUCCUCAUCUGGAAAGUAAGGGUACCAACUGUACAUACCUCAUGGGGUUGUCCUAAGGAACAAAUGAGCUAA